Symbiodinium pilosum is the source of this 162-nucleotide messenger RNA. NCBI's taxonomy places the organism in Eukaryota, Dinophyceae, Suessiales, Symbiodiniaceae. The record is from the annotation of a GenBank genome assembly.
GUCCCGGGCUUUGAUUUCGAUGGCUGCGAAAACGACUCGGCAGUGCAGUCUGCACGGUACUUCCUCCACCAGAACGGCUUGGCAAGUGUCCACGAGGUGGACAAGGCUGGGUGGAGAGCACUACACUACGCUGCCAUGCGUGGCGAUCCACUGGUGAUACAG